AUGGCAUUUGGCCUGCUGCUGUUGUUGCAGGACUCUAUUGAGGGCAUCAUCCGAAGCUAUACGCCCAGCACCAAGCUCCUCGGCGCAGUGAAUCGCCAGGGUGUCACCUGCUACUUAGACGCACUACUGUUCGCUAUGUUUGCGCGUCUUGACAGCUUCGAAGGCAUUUUGUACAAAACAUUCAGCGACGAACCUCGUCGGAAGCUCAUCAUUGUCUUGAGAUUAUGGACAGAGUAUCUGCAAGGUGCGCUUGCUGAAUGUGGCUGGGAGGAUGCAGCCAAAUUGCAACAGCAAGAUGCCUCUGAAGCUUUUACCUUUAUCACGGGGAAGCUCGAACUGCCUCUUCUGACCUUAAAGAUGGAUAUCUAUCACACAGGGAAGGAAGAUGAGAGCGGCGAUCACAAAUUCGUCAAUGAGAGACUCCUCGAGGUUGCUAUACCACCUGAGCCUACUGGUGGCCGGAAUCUCACUCUGGAGGAUUGCCUGGAGGCUUACUUCAACAACAAGAUUGAAGUAAAACGGUACUUGGAGCGGCGUAACACUCUCAGCUCCACCAAAUCCAUGGAUUCUCUCUCCAUUUCGAAAGGCUUCACGGCCCAUGUGGAGGUUGUUGAGGCUGAUGCUACUCCUACGCUGUCGCCAGUUCCUUCCAAUUCUCCACAGGUCGAAAAUGUGACUCCAUGGUCCUCAUUCGCCGAGUUCAGCGAAACCCUACGAUCAUCCACAAGCCUUCCCCGGCGUAAUAGUAUUGUUCGAGAGCGCUUUAUUCCUGACUCAAGUGGGGAAAGCUCUGUUGAAAAUGAUGCUGCCACCUCAGAGGCUGAAGGACGGAAGGGUAUCUACCGGAAAGAGGUUAUGAUGCCUGCAUGGCAAUUUUUCAGCCUUAUUCCAUGGUACACCGAUAACACGCCAACUAAUGAUGCCCAGGUUGCGGCGCACUUCACCUCGAAAAGGCCGGUUCUGGGAUUGUGUCUGAAACGCUACAGCGUCCUCCCCAAUGGAAAGGCUGUGAGACUCAACACCUACGUCGACAUCCCGACGGAGAUUGGGCUGCCUCACUUUAUCCAGGAUGAUAACCUGGAUGCCAAUGCUUCCAUCUAUGGGAAUUUCAAGCUCUCUCUGCAGUCUCUGGUCUGUCACCGGGGGAACUCAGUUGACUCUGGGCACUAUAUUGCCAUUGUUCGAGGCACGAGUGCCAACCCUGCCCCGCCUAGCUCUAGUGGCUCAGAUCGCCAGACGCCGGAGCCAUCGCGCUACUGGAUGCGCUUUGACGACUUGGCCGCUGAGCGAGUGACCCUGGUGGACAUCGACCAGGCCCUCAAGACAGAGUCACCCUACCUUCUUUUCUACCAGAUCCUCCCCAUCGAUCAAGAUGCAGCGGUCGCCAACCUCCCAGCCACCGCGCCGUCCUCCCGAGCCUCAGAUAUGGCUCUGGAACUUGACCUGGCUGGCCUCUCCCAUCAGUUGGGUGCGCUUUCGACAAACCAGGCAGAUGACAGCAAUGCUGAGGAUCCAGCUUCUGGCCGGCCCAGCCUUGAAGUCACCGGGCCCGACGAUCCAGGUGCCCAUAUGACGAACAAUCCAGGGAGACGGCCCAGUGUGACAUUUUCCGAAACCGGUCACACCGGUGGACUUCAGCCGCGUUCCGUCCCGUCCUUCUCGCCCCAACUGAUGCCCCUGGAAGUGGAAGGCGCUCGAGGGCCAUUUCCAUUCUCUCGGCGCGGGUCCAGAGCCACGAAGAGUAACUCUGGCAGCCGUACCAACAGCCAGUCUGGCGAGAAUCGAAUUAGUGCCACUUUCUCUCGCUUUGCUGGGCGGCUCAGCAAAGACCGCAUCGCCACCGACGGGUUCACUACUGAAGGUGAAGGUGAUGAGUCCGCCCUGGAAGAUGACGGCUCGUCUGAUGACAUGAAGCUCGGGCUCAGUGCAAUUGAGGGCAAAGGAAGGGGAGGUGGGAAGACCAAGGACUACGAGCGCUUCAAAGGCAAGCCCAAGGAGAAGUCCAAGGACAAGAACCGGAGACUGGAGCGGGAGUGCAUUGUGAUGUAA
Penicillium alfredii is the source of this 2049-nucleotide messenger RNA. Its product is annotated as ubiquitin C-terminal hydrolase family protein. The transcript has 3 exons. Gene Ontology annotation, cellular component: nucleus; cytosol. The coding region runs from base 1 to 2049 and encodes 682 amino acids. The record is from RefSeq and is a predicted model, not a curated record. NCBI's taxonomy places the organism in Eukaryota, Fungi, Ascomycota, Eurotiomycetes, Eurotiales, Aspergillaceae. Gene Ontology annotation, biological process: protein deubiquitination. Gene Ontology annotation, molecular function: cysteine-type endopeptidase activity; cysteine-type deubiquitinase activity.